AUGGUCGUCUCAGGAGAGGACGGGGGGACGCAGGUCAGGACGCAGCUGCCCCUUAGGCUCUGCUGGGCAAUUACGAUGCACAAGUCCCAGGGGCAGACUUUAGCCAAGGCCGUCAUUGACUUGGGGCCCAAGGAGGCCUGCACGGGGCUUACUUUCGUCUGUCUCAGUAGGGCGAAGAGACUUGUGGACCUCAUGGUAGAGCCCAUGAGUUUCGACAGGAUUGGUAACCUUGGAAAUUCGCCGACGAUGAAGGCUAGGCUGCAGGAAGAGGGAGCUGAGAGUUUUAUGGCCUCUUGGCACAAGGGCGAGGAGAAGGCCAGCCGACAACGAGCCAUCAAACGAGGAGACAGCGGGCCCAAAAAAAGUCUAGAUACGGCACCAAUCAACGGGGCGGGAGGGGGGCGGGAGGAAAGGGCGCGGGAAGAAAGCAAGCGAAAAGAGACCGACCGCGUGACGUGACAUGUUGCGGUUGAAUUUCAGCGACUAGUUUUUCUGUUGCCCUCUCCCCCGUUUGCUGUCGCGUUCAGACUGUCUCUUCGGAUAUCCCUGUCUCUGUGCGAGUUUGUUUGUGUCAUCGUCUGUCUUUGGUUUAUUUCGUUUUUGUUUUGUUUUUUUGCUGGCACGUACUGUUGACCCUUGGGGUCCUUCCGGAAGGCUACCCCCCAGGCUGGUGGUGCGCACGUUCCACUAUUUACUUAUUUAUUUGUUUCUGAUUCUUUUGUUCUCUUGUACUUUAUCGCUCUGCUAACCCUUGGGGUUCAGUUUAUUUUGGUAUAACUUUUCUAGGUACGGUCACUACGGUGUGCUGCUUGGGAAAUCGUGGAAAAACGGUCAUUUCGCUGACGCUAUGGAUUAAUUUCCAAUAUACAGUGUCUUUGACUAUUUUCUUCGAUAGAGAUGGACUCGUUGGGUCAUACUGACGAAAUCAAAACAAAAAGCCGGUGCUUCUUGUAAAUUCGUUUGGUGUGUUGGAAGGAUCGAGUCAGCAAGGUUGUGGGAUAUGUUGAAUUAUAUUGAAAGCAAACGUUUUCAUUGGCCAACCAUUUCUGCUAGCAUUUAACCGUUGACUCUUUGUACACCUUGGUGAGUUGGACUGUUGUCCGCGUGUAGCGUGUGAGGGUUCUUCACGAUACGCGUGGUCCAACGUUCCCACAGAUGUUUUUCGAAUACCUGUUAGUACAAUAAUGGCACGAAGAGGGGCUUCUUUUUCCAAUUUAGGCGGUACAAAGGUGUGGUUGGAAUGUUCUGUUUUUCCACGAUUUCCCAAGCAGCACACCGUAGUGAUGUCUCCCCCCUAGGUAAACGGUUUACAAGACAGUUUUGUAGCCGUCUCGUGUAUCUAUCUUUGUGUUACGCUAAAAAGGUGUGGAGGGAACAGGUUGGGUAGUUGGUUCAUCUGGUGUGUGAAUAUGGGCACGGUGUGCAUUUGACAAAGCCGGACUCGUCAGGUUUUUGCGCACGUAGCAAUGUGUCGUUGUUUCAAUGUGUAGGGGGUCACGCGAGAACAUAUUUACUCCCCCCGUUUUGUUCUGAGUCAUGAUAUUCAUGGAUGGGUUGGUAUAAAAUGGGCUUAUUAUGUAGACCAUAGAGGACGUACACAACGGCAGGUAAUGUGGUGAGCCGUAGCUCGUUCUUAUUUGUGCCGUUAGCAGGUAAUGUGGUGGUGAGUUCAACAGCAGCAUCAGUCCCGAAGAAAAACAAUGAAC
Ectocarpus sp. CCAP 1310/34 is the source of this 1706-nucleotide messenger RNA. Lineage: Eukaryota; Phaeophyceae; Ectocarpales; Ectocarpaceae. The record is from the annotation of a GenBank genome assembly.